UCUUUCAGUUCAGUUUUGGUCCCUCCUGACAUUCCCCCGCGUCGCGCCCCGCAGAACCAUAUACGCGACGCCCGCGACGAGCACGAGGAAGCAGCCGCGAGGCGCACGACCCAGACGACGCGACACGAACAUCAACACCGAAACAGAUACGAGUGACGAGCGCCUGGCCUGAUCGACGGCGGUUGAACAACAACGGAGAACAUGGCUUCUUUCCCAAAUACGGAUGACACCACGGCUUAUGAUCCUUCCGGGUUGACCUACCCGGCCGGUGAGGAGGAGGAUGGAGGAAGCGCUGGUGGAGCCGCGCAGGGAGUAGCGGCGAGUACGUCGCCCGUUGACGGUCGUCGUGAUUUGCGCGCAGACGCGCCGCCCCCAGCACCACCGACGCAUUAUCCCGUACACCCGCUUUUCCAGCCACCGCCAGGUUACGGGCCACCGUAUGGCGAUCCCAAUAUGCGCCGCAUGCCUGGCUACCCCGCUGACGGGAGGGAGCUCCCUCCCCCGGGACUCAUGGCCAUGUACUCUGGCUAUCCCCCGACAAUGCAUGGAUGGGCACCGCUGGACAUGUACGGGAGACCAGGGGGAAUGCCACCGCCGGAUUAUCGCGCAGCUGACCCCAGGUUGGUGCGGAUGCCUGGAAGCUCUGGCAAGAUGCGCGACAGUUUGGGUAUUUCGGGAGAUGAAGGGCCCGAAAAGGAAGGAAAGAGGCCGCAAAAGAAGACUGAGGUUGCGUGCAAUUUCUGCCGGACCCGCAAGCUGAAGUGUGAUGGUAUCCGCCCUCAGUGCGGCCAAUGUUCGCAGCGUGACCAAUCGUGCCUCUUCCAGGUGGGUCCUCCGAACCGCCGCGGUCCCGGAAAGAAGAAUCGCCUCGGUUCGUCCAUGCCGGAUUCCCCCCAUGGUCCGGGCCCUGUGAGCCCCAGGCAGCGCGCGAGCAAGAGGAAGGGAACGAUGGAAACGAUGAUCCUGGACCUUGGAGACCCAGUGCCUUUGAGGAGGGAUAUGCCCCCCGUUCCGCCUGGAGCGAUGAUGGGUGUUAUAGGUCCCCCGCCUGGAUAUAUGCCCUACCCCGGACCGCCCCCGCCGGGACCACCUCAGUAGGUGCGGUUCGGGGGCAGGGAGGGGCAACCACCUACUACGCCUUGCCUUAAUGGCGAGACAGGCAGGGCGGCUGCCCACUACAAACUGGAUCAAUGGGAAUGUUGGAUGUCAAGCAAAGUCUUAAGAAGUUCGACGAUGCUGUUCGGAGAUUGAAGAAGCUGUUGUGCUGUAAUGGACUCGUGGUCGUUGGGCGCUCCUUUCGGAAUAUACCUCUUUUGGAAUACAGGUGUAAAGGUGCUGUUGUUUAUUUUCUCCUUGUCUCUUGCUGUCUUGCCUUCGAUUCGUUCUCGUUCCCCCAUCUCUCCUCAUCUUGCAAACACUAUUAAAGUGAAAGUCCGAACUAUGCUUAUUAGCUCCUCUCCUA
Messenger RNA from Dacryopinax primogenitus, 1462 nucleotides. RefSeq lists its product as uncharacterized. Gene Ontology annotation, biological process: regulation of DNA-templated transcription. Gene Ontology annotation, cellular component: nucleus. Bases 202 to 1098 code for a protein of 298 amino acids. The record is from RefSeq and is a predicted model, not a curated record. The transcript has 5 exons. NCBI's taxonomy places the organism in Eukaryota, Fungi, Basidiomycota, Dacrymycetes, Dacrymycetales, Dacrymycetaceae. Gene Ontology annotation, molecular function: zinc ion binding; DNA-binding transcription factor activity, RNA polymerase II-specific.